GGAGAUGCUGAGAGGUGUGGUUACAGGGAUGGCGCUGGGGUGGUUUGGGAUGACAGCUAACUAGCCAGGAAGGUCGAAAGAAUCGAGGAUAUUGCUAGCAUUUACAAUCCGGAGUACUUUAUCGAGGCACUGUCUCUAGCAGACUCAAGGAAGUACACUGAGGCAAGAUGUGAUCAAUAUGUGGAUCAAACUUGACUGGGAGCUCAGAAAACUUUACCAAAUAUCUGUUUCUAAUAAUUAAAAUUUUGUACAUCAUAUUUGUACUAAAUACAUGCCGACAAUGCACUCGUCACGGCCCUCCAUUCCCCCACGAACACGUCGAUUUGACAGUGGCAGACGUACAGAAACUAAACCACCCAACCAUGUAGCCAGGAGGGAGGACAAAAAUAUAAGCAGCAUUUCUUCAGCAUCUCCUCGUCGUGCCACACGAGCACCACCAGAGCCUUCCAGGUUAAAGGGCAUUGGUCUAAGUGCUCGAUCCUCAGUGACUCAGAACAAAACAGUCCGACAGCAAAAGACCUCUAACCCCUCAGUAUCAAGCAAAUCUAAGGGUGGAUCUAAAGUUGAACAUGUGGCAUCAAACCUAGUCCCUGCUAAUGUGGAUCCAAACUGUAAUGAACCAAGUCUGCCUUGCCUGUGUUGUGAUGGCCACUCAACUCAGGACAGCAACAGCUUAUUUAAUCAUAAUCAUAAUAAUAAUAACACUGUGACCAUCAGGCAGCAGCUCAAGCUUGUCCCACCACCCCAGGAGAACAAGGAGUCUGAGAAACCAGAAAUUGGAAAAGCCAAAUGUAAGCCAGAGGAGGAGCAGCCUGUGGCAAGUCCUGUAUCUAAACAGAUGGAGGACAAAAAGGAAGAGGAAAAUGGAAAUGUGGAUGAAGUAGAAGAAGCUGUGAACAAAGAAGAUGGCAUUGUAGUAAAUGCAAGCGGAAAAAUAGUAGAUGAGAAUGGAAAUGGUAAUAAUCAAGAUGUUAAUGUUAAAAACAAUGAUGAUGAUGAUAAUGACGACGAUGAAGAAGAAGAUGACAACACACUUGUACCUUCUUGCUGUGAUUGCCCAGCAUCAAUGUUGGAUUUCUCUCUCACGUCUUCUACCUCAUCUUCAUCCACCUCCAUUAGCAGCUGCUCAGAUCUGGAUUCUGAUUGUCCUGAUACAUUUUCAGUAUCUCUGCAAGAAGAAGAAGGAGCCACUGAGCAUUAUUCUUCUCCUCAUCCCCCAUUAUCCCACUCUACUGUUUUUCCAUACUGCUCUCUUCCACUGGACCUCAGUACUUCAGUAAGAUCACCAUCCCCAUGCUCCCCUGAUGAGGGAUAUCCUUCAGCUCCUCAAUCCCCUUCUUCAGAAUGUAUGGAGGGCAAGACAUCUAAGAAAGAAAAUGGCAUUAAAGUAGAUCUCUUGAACUUUUUGGACUCUAUUGAUGAAUUAGGCAAAGUGGAUCACUUUUAUCAAAUUGUUCAGUUAGCACAAUGGGAGCUAAAGGAUGACUUGGAUCUAAGAUAUAGGCUGGUGCAUCAAGAAAGGCUUGAAAAAGUUAACAAACAGGUGAGAUUUAUGUAUUUGGAAAAAUUGCAGGAAGCUGGAUUGGACUUUUCUGAUGAAGAUAUUUCUGAUAUACUUGAUGAAAUGGGCAAUAUUGACAUUUCUUGGAAGCUUUAUAAAAGUGAUAGAUUGUCUGAUUCCCAGGAAUACAGUGAUGCUGGGGUAGAUAUGACCGCCCCUUCUGACCUGGAUGAGCCUCCAAUUCCAGAUUCCCUUGCAUCAUCACCUGUGAAUCCACCUCCUCGUCCACCCAAACCUCCAGCAAGAAAUGUUAGUGCACAGCCAGAAAUGCACACAUACAUGAACAUCAGUGGUAAUACACCUUCUGUUUCCUCUACCUCCUCCCCAGCUAAAACCUUCAGUCUCUCAGUUACCCAAAAUUCAUCUAUAAGUCCAUCUUCAGUGUCAAAACCGCCUGUGUUGCCUCUACCACCAUCACAGCCGGUUCCUUAUUUCACCCUGUAUAAUGAUGCACCCACUCCACCCAUUCCACCUCCCAGAAAGCGUCAUAAAGCCCGUCUAGAAGCUCAGAAGCUUGCUGAGCUUGAAAGACAGAAAACCCCUCAGUCUCUACCAGCUCCAACCUCCAGACCUCCACCUCUACCACCUCCACCAGCUUUGCCCUCUCCCCCUGCCAUACCACCACCACCAAUACUCCCACCUCCCCCAUCAUUUCAUGCCCUGGACAUAGAGAUACGGAAGCUGCUGACACUGGCAGGGAUCACCCAGGCUGAGUUACUAAGGCUUAGCCCUGAAUUGGGGGUCUGUGUUGAUGGGGUCUUGGAAGAGGAACAGAUAUCUGAUCCUUUAAACAGCAAACAAGAGACAGGAGAGGAUGUGAAUAAGGAGAAAACAUUUACACGUUGGGAGCCGAGAGAGUGCAGUAAGCUUGGGAAAGAAGAAAUAUUCAUAGAUGAACAAAAAGAAGAAUGCAAGGACGGUUUCAGGACAACGUCCUGCACAGAGAUGUCCAAGCAGCGCAAAGAGAACGAAGGUACUAGUAACUGUAGCUGUAAUUUUGGUCUGAGCGAUAAUGCCAGCUUUGCAACGGACUCAUAUUACAGCACAUCCAUUAGCAACAAACAGAUCACUAAUUCUAACUUUGGCAGUUUUGAUUAUGCCACAGUGAUUCCUGAUUCUCCUCCUCCCCCUCCCCCUCCACGACCUUUACCCCCACGGCCAAAAAUAUUGCCUAAACCACCUCAACUUCCUUCUGUAAAGCCAUGUGCACUACCUGCCAAUUCAUCUCGGCCGGAUAGAUUUGAUUGGCUAAUAGCCUUUACUCCAGACACAGAGACUCCACCUCUAGAAAUGAGAAAAGCAUCUACUAAAGGCACAUCCCCAAAAUCCAACUCUGUUCCAAAAGUCACUACAUUUAAAGAACUGCGCAACAGAAGUAAACAAGCUUCCCCACCAACUCAAACCCAACCAGAAUCUGAACCAAAUGUCAUAACACCUGAUCCAGAUUUCCUGUAUAACCUUAAGUGGCGAAGAGAGAAGGCUGAUGGGGAUGGCACCCAGUGGGAGUACACUUCCCAAGCACAAGUCAACUUUCUCCAGCCACCACCCACACCUGCCUCAUUGGCUCUAUUUAGGGAAAUACGCCACUUGAAUGUUCAGGCAGACGCCACCCUGGAGCUUGGCCCCAUGCAACAAAUUAAUGGCUCAGUCAAUAAGUUCAAUCAGUAUAAGUUUAUUGAAGACCGAAAGAGAGAUCUUUCCAAGACAAAGGAUGAAGAUGUGGUGGAGACAGAGGUUAGAGGAAUGGCAGAUGGAGGACAAACCUGGGAAUCAAGAACAAGACUGUCUUCACCUCCCCUGUCUUUAGCCUUGCCAAGUGCUUUGCCCUCACCCUAUUAUCUCCACUCCAGCUCACUAUCCCAAGCACCCUUGUUUUACCGUUCAGACUUUUAUAGGAAUCAGUCAAAAGCUCUGUCUCUUCAGGAACAUUCUAGAAAGUCUUUGUGUCAUAUGAAUCCCACUUCUGACUCCAUUACAGAUUAUACUGACUCUCUCUUCUUCACAGACUCCAAAAAGCAUCAAGAAACUUUGUGUAAUCAUGAAAAUCCUUCUAGUGGCAUUGGUUAUGAUAAUUCAGACAGCUUUAUGGAUUCUUUGUAUCAAUACUCUGAUACCAAGAAAAACAAGAGCUGUUACUGUAGAAUGGACUCUGUUAGCAACAUCGGGUCAUUGGAUGAAAACCGUAUAGAUUCAAACAGUAAUGUUGAUUCACUGUACUGCGGUGACAAAUACAGGAUUAAAACCAUGACUGACACACCAUCUGCAAGCACGUACACAGAUGGCAAUACAACCCCAUAUAAAAAUAUUGAAAUGAUACAGUUUGUUAAUGCAGAAAAGCUCAAAAAACAAAAAAGUGAUUGCAUCAAAGACACUAAUGAAGUUGUGAACUCCACGUUCAGCUGUGAGGAGACCAGUGUUCCAGAUUCAGUUUGCAACACAUUUAGUGACCAGGCAAUUUUGCAGAGCAAAUCCCAUAGCUCGCCCUUCCCUACCCUGUACCUCUACCACCCCAAAAAUUGCCCACUACAUAAAGGGGCUCCUCCACGCUUGUCCCCUGUAGGGGCACUUUCACCCCCUCAUAGGGCUGGGCCUCUGUCUCCAGGGGCCGCCAUGUCCCAUCUCUGUUCGCCCCUAUUCCCUCGCAGCCACACACUGCCUGCUCUUGCUGCCCCGCUCUAUUACCCCUACCUGUACACCCCCCGAGCUCUGGCUCCUCUCAGGGAGCCACUGGCCCCCAAACUCCAAUCUAAGCAGAAUGUAUCACCGCUUUCGCUGACUGUGCGCAGCCUGUCCUUCGCUGGUUCUGCUGUAAAAGCAGGGACCUGGAUGGGUGACAAUGAGAAGUCCCCACUGAUAGGCGGUGGUCUGCCCCCUCUGUGCCUGCAGGAAAAACGAGCUCUCAUCAGUGCAGUCAGUGUGGCAGUGGAGGCCAUUCUGGCUCAGUUUAGCUCCUCCAGGACUCUUGUGCAAAAGAUUCACUCAGUAGAUAAGGCUCUCUCGGGAGACAGCAGCGUAAACCCUGCUCUGGGUCGGCUGGUGUUGCAGUGCCUUUGCCCAGCCCUGCACAGCGUUCUCUGUGACGGACUCAAGCCGCAUCAGAGUGAUCUCAUCACAGGCAGGAGGCCAAAUUCACCCUGGGGAUUGGUUCAGGCCUCCACCAAACCAGGCCCAAACACCCAGGCUUUGUACAGCUUACAGGCUAAAGUAGCUGUACUUCCACAGCUCAAGCAAAGCCGUCACAGGUUUAAUGCCUUCCUGCUUGGCCUUCUCAAUAUCAAGCGCCUUGAUUACUGGCUUUCCCACUUACAGACCUGUCAUGAUGUACUGGAAACAUAUUACUGGCCAACAUCCUUCAUGCGCCUUUCGGGCACUUUUUGCCAGUCUCUGUUUGAAGAGCUUCUCCUCAUGCUACAGCCUCUUUCCCUCCUGACUUUCAACCUUGACCUGCUAUUCCAGCAUCACCACUUCGACCCAUUGUCCCCUGCGCUCAGCCCCCCGAGCCAUAGCGCACAGUCAUCCAGUCCAGACCAGCCUCAGAGCAACGGUCAACAUCUGAAGAAUGUUUCCAAGCAAGGCUUUACAGAUGAAAAAGCAGCCAGCCACAAUUCAAGUCACACAAGCACAUUCAAACCGGGCCCAACCUACUGCAGCCCAAUAUCAGGGAUCGGCAAAGGAGAGACAAGUCCACAGCUGCAGUGGCUAAAGGAAAAGGAGAUAAUAGCACCUCCUAAUAUCUGGAGUGGGAAUAGCUUCAGCCAUCAAGCAGGUCAGGCUUUUCAGCAAGGCUGGGGGGCAGUGAUACGUUGGGGUGAGCGUUUAGGGCAGAACUGGAGUGGUUGGACAUCCAGUAGUGUGUCAGAGGAGGCCAAAUCUCACACCAUUGUGGAUCUGAAUACACACUCCAAUUCUAAUUUUCCAAAGAGCCCAAGUCAGGAUCUCCUGACUGCUGAGGGAGGAACAGGUUCUUGGGGUUUAGGCAGACUGUUUGGAGCAUCCAAAAGCCCCAACAACCCACCAACAAAUCGGCGUCCUUCUCACUGGCUGAAUCCUGGUGUAACAGUUCUGUCCCGCAUUUCAAGCACAGGCCAAGCCUUUCUGCCAGAUAAGAUUGAGACUGGAAGAAAAGGAGAGAGGGAGAGCAGCAAAAACGAUGAGAGUAAAGAAACUGGUGACCAGCCAAAGCCUCUGAGGGUGGUCAGAACUCUAUGCGAUCACUUGGGUAUAGGAGCAGAGCUGAGCUUCAGAAAAGGGGAGGAGCUAUUACUUCUUGGAGGUGUGGACCAAGACUGGAUUCGCUGUCGCCAAGGUGACAAGGAGGGCCUUGUUCCCAUUGGUUACGCAUCGCUCAUCAUGUGACUCCUAUUUGGAGGAUCAUGUGAGUUGAAGUGAAGUAAAUAUGUAUACCAUGGAUAAUAAUGUUAAAAAGUAGAGCUGUAUACAUUGAUAUUUAGUUCAUAACCUAAACACUUAAAUAUUUAUUAAGGGCCGUGCAGAAAUGCUCAGCUCUCUUGCCUGGUGUGUGAUGUUUCGUGUUUUUUCUCUAGCAUUCAUCUAAAUAUAUAUGAUAUUGUAUAAAUUAUACAUUUGCAUAAAUAUAUACAUAUAGAAAUAUAGAAAAUCAGAUUAAUCAAAUUCUAAUCAUAACUUUGAUCAUGAUAGAUAGGCAGAUAGACAUGAAACAUAAAAAAAAAAACGAAUAGUCAUCGUGUAGUUCAUGUCCAUAACGAAUAAAAUUCAUCAUCUUGAGUUAGGACUUAUCCAAUCCAUAAUAUACAGCUUAUUCCAAAUAUCAAGCUUGCUAAUGGAUUGUAAAAGAAAGCAUCUAUUUGUGUUGUCACGCAGAAUUACAGCUGCUUUCGGCUUUGGAGUGUAAAUCAAUAUAGAAGCUGCUUGCAUGUUAUCUGAUUAUUAGUUUUCAAAUUGCUAUUCAUAGAUUUCCGAACCAUUCCAGCAAUUAAUUUGGACCUCGAUGACCACGAAAUAGUGGUUACUGUAUGGAUUUUCAGACACAGGUUAAGUCUAGUCAAAGAUACAUUUCUAGUCAUUAAUCCCAAUAAUUUAUCUUUAGGCUAGGUUUGAAUUUGUGCCUGGAGCCAGAAUUAUUUAAUCAGAUUUUUUUUAAAUGCUGUGUUAUCACUCGUUCACUAUUUAAAAGCCUGACAAUGUUAAACUACUACUACAAUCGAUGUUGUUGCUGUCACUAGUGGCAGAGUAGAGUACUUUAGUGUGGUGGUGCACUGAUCGUUUUUUAUUUGGUAUUUAUUUCCUACAGUGUGCUGACUAGUGUGUUUAGAAGAUUUUAUCACUGACUAUGCAUAUACUGUACUGUACUAUUUAAAAGUUUCAUCACUGGAAUAACCAUAUAUGAUUGAUGGCAUCACUCUUUUCUUUUUUUAAUUGGUAAUCCAUGUGUGAAUGCCUUGAAUGGAGUUGCAUGAACAUAUAUCGAAGCUAAUAACGUAUUUAUGAGUCUCAGAAGCAAGAUGGCUUGAUUGUGUGUUGACAUCUAUAUAUUUUAUUCCCCAAAACCAGUCAUAUUUACUCAUUCAUUUCUUCUAAUGUUCUAAAGAUUGCUGCAUUUGGAUUUGAACUAAAACUGCUUACCUGUAAGAUAUAGGAUUUAAAGGACGAAGGCAAGCAUUUCAGAUGAGCUGAGCACAGCAAUCAUGCUGGGGAGGGAAGCAGAGGCUACCCAAUGAAAAGCACUUGCUUCCACACAUUGAGCGCUGCUGAUUGAUGGCGUUCCCUUGCCAUCUGUGCCUGCACUGACAUGCCAGUUUGCAUGGAUCGCAGCUUCAUCUCUUUAACCCACACCAACAAAUGCUCACUAUCACUGUGCCAGUUUACAGCAGCAAAGCCAUCAGCUAUACACAUCACCCACCUCAUAGAAAUACACUGAGUAUUUACCGCACCGUCAGACACCUGCGUGAAUGUGUAACGUAAACGUGCUCCACUUUUGCCAAACCUCCAUUAUAUACUCUUUUCAGCAGACCAGCUCUUGCAUAUUGUUUUGUCAAGCAAAGUAUGCUUGCCUUAUUUUAGAAAAAAGUCACUUUGCAUAUCUGCACUUGGAUACGUUUAAAGAAUUAAGGUUAAAUAUGUGGUAUUAUAGGUUAAGCUAUACAGAAUUACAGCUUAGAUGUGAGUAUCUUCGAUGUUGUGUUGUUACAGAUUCAAGGCUGAAUUUUGUUUAUUGUAAUCUAUAGUUUUGUUUUCCAUUCUUACCUCAAAAGCCUAAUUUCAGUCAUAAUUUCAGUGAUGGAUGGAACCUUUCAGGAAUUUCAGAUUAUUAUUAUUUUUUUUUUUAACUUUUAUUUAUUUUCAGUAAUACAUUUAACAUUGUGAUAUAAAGCCUUGGUUCUGUGUAAAAAUAGAUGUACUGAGUAAUAUUGUGAUAUUGUUUUUGUUCUUGAUUAUUUGGCUGCUGUAUACUUUUUUGUCUAUCUCUCUAUCUAUCUGCUAUAGUGUGUAAGUGCGUAUGUAUGCGAGUGUAUACAUUAGUGUGGCAGUGGGUUGCGUAGCUGUGUGUGAUUAUAGCCCGCCGCUGGUAGCACACUUCAGAUACAUAGUAGCCUAAAUACCCUGUUCGAUUAACAUCAUUCAUUAGUCAACCAAUUGCUUGCAUGUGGGUGUCUGAAAAAUACCCGAAUAAACUAUUAAAAUCAAUAAA
Tachysurus vachellii is the source of this 8231-nucleotide messenger RNA. It is a transcript of the gene rusc1, whose product is annotated as RUN and SH3 domain containing 1. The record is from RefSeq and is a predicted model, not a curated record. The coding region runs from base 272 to 5917 and encodes 1881 amino acids. Gene Ontology annotation, molecular function: protein binding. Gene Ontology annotation, cellular component: cytoplasmic vesicle. The transcript is spliced from 12 exons. NCBI's taxonomy places the organism in Eukaryota, Metazoa, Chordata, Actinopteri, Siluriformes, Bagridae.